Molecule: messenger RNA, 2028 nt
Organism: Acomys russatus (golden spiny mouse)
Lineage: Eukaryota; Metazoa; Chordata; Mammalia; Rodentia; Muridae
Gene: Klf5
Product: KLF transcription factor 5
Exons: 4
Coding region: 281-1630 (449 amino acids)
Biological process (GO): regulation of transcription by RNA polymerase II
Molecular function (GO): RNA polymerase II cis-regulatory region sequence-specific DNA binding; DNA-binding transcription factor activity, RNA polymerase II-specific
Source: RefSeq, a predicted model, not a curated record
UCGCGGGGCAGGUACGCGCGCUCGCUGCUUGCUGGUGGAGCUAGGAGGUGGCGGGAGCGGGUUCCGGCGGGCGAGCGAGCGAGCGCUGGGGCGGGGCGGGAGAAAGUGGCGGCCGGAGGACCUCGGCGGUGACGCGUGGCCGAGCUCAGGAGCCCCGAUCUUCGUGUCCGCCUUCGUUAGCUCCUGGCUGCCGGCCCAGGGGUCCCCCCGCGCCGAGUCCGCCGUCCCGCGCCAGCCCGGGCCAAGUGGGAAUCGCGAUCGCCUAGUGCCCCGACCGCCCAUGGCCACGCGGGUGCUGACCAUGAGCGCCCGCCUGGGACCAGUGCCCCAGCCGCCGGUCGUACAGGACGAGCCCGUGUUCGCACAGCUCAAGCCGGUGCUGGGCGCUGCGAACCCGGCCCGCGACGCGGCGCUCUUCCCCGGGGACGACCUCAAACACGCGCACCACCACCCGCCUGCGCAGCCCGCGCCGCCGCCAGCCGCCGGCCCACGGCUGCCCUCGGAGGAACUGGUCCAGACAAGAUGUGAAAUGGAGAAGUACCUGACACCCCAGCUUCCUCCAGGCCCAAUAAUCCCAGAGCAUAAGAAGUAUAGACGAGACAGCGCCUCAGUGGUAGACCAGUUCUUCACCGACAGCGAAGGCUUACCCUACAGCAUCAACAUGAACGUCUUCCUGCCCGACAUCACGCACCUGAGAACUGGCCUCUACAAAUCUCAGAGACCCUGCGUGACACAGAUCAAGACAGAGCCUGUUACCAUUUUCAGUCACCAGAGUGAGACGACUGCCCCUCCUCCGGCCCCGACCCAGGCCCUCCCUGAAUUCACCAGUAUAUUCAGCUCCCACCAGACCACGACGCCAGAGGUGAACAACAUCUUCAUCAAGCAAGAACUUCCCACACCAGAGCUUCAUCUCCCUGUCCCCUCCCAGCAGGGACAUCUCUACCAGCUACUGAACACACCGGAUCUAGACAUGCCCAGUUCUACAAACCAGACGGCAGUAAUGGACACCCUCAAUGUUUCUAUGUCGGCGGCCAUGGCAGGCCUUAACACACACACCUCCGCUGUUCCGCAGACUGCAAUGAAACAGUUCCAGGGCAUGCCCCCUUGCACAUACACCAUGGCAAGUCAGUUCCUUCCGCAGCAGGCCACUUACUUUCCCCCGUCACCACCGAGCUCAGAGCCUGGAAGCCCAGACAGACAAGCUGAGAUGCUCCAGAAUUUAACCCCACCUCCAUCCUACGCUGCCACAAUUGCUUCUAAACUGGCAAUUCACAAUCCAAAUUUACCUGCCACUCUGCCAGUUAGUUCACCAAACAUCCAGCCUGUCAGGUACAACAGGAGGAGUAACCCUGAUCUGGAGAAACGACGCAUUCACUACUGUGAAUACCCUGGUUGCACAAAAGUUUAUACAAAGUCGUCUCAUUUGAAAGCUCACCUGAGGACUCAUACGGGUGAGAAACCCUACAAAUGCAACUGGGAUGGCUGCGACUGGAGGUUUGCACGGUCGGACGAGCUGACCCGCCACUUUAGGAAGCACACGGGCGCCAAGCCGUUCCAGUGCGGUGUGUGUAACCGCAGCUUCUCCCGCUCUGACCACCUGGCGCUGCACAUGAAGCGUCACCAGAACUGAGCCGCCGCGCCAACCGCCCGACGCCUCACAGUCCGCUCCACCAUCCUUUAAACCGCAGACCUAACUUCAUAUUAAAAAAAAAAAAAAAAAAAGAACUGGAAAUGUAUAUUUUGUAUAUUUGAGGCCACAGGAAUACAUUGUAUUGAUACCAAAGUGUUUGGCCAUUUUGAGAAGCUGGAAGCUUGCUGUGCUUACCCCUCGCUUUAUUCAGCAAACUUCAUCUCCACACAGGCAGCCGCAUCUCAGCGUGGGGAGCCGGUAGGGGUGUUGAGGGGUGCGAAUGCUGUCUUUAUACAGACUAUACACGCAAUCAUCAUUUGUGACAAUGUUUAGGAUAAACAGACCAGUUGACAGGCACCCAGACAGAUUGUCAAGAUUUUACUUGACGACAUGGACUG